Messenger RNA from Colletotrichum spaethianum, 258 nucleotides. RefSeq lists its product as uncharacterized. Lineage: Eukaryota; Fungi; Ascomycota; Sordariomycetes; Glomerellales; Glomerellaceae. Bases 1 to 258 code for a protein of 85 amino acids. The transcript has a single exon. The record is from RefSeq and is a predicted model, not a curated record.
AUGUCUUCUCACACUACCAACUUCGACACCCCCCGCCCUAAGAGCAGCCGCGCCUGCUCCGACGCAAGCUCCAUCUCCUCAGGUUCCUUCACUACCAGAAGGGCUGUCUCGACGGACUCCCCGCGCCCUUCUAAGCGCAAGUCCUCCCACUCCCAGACGGUUAACGUCUACACCCACUGUGGCCGUCACAGCUCCCAAUUUCUGUUCGGCGGUCGCUCAUUCAGCGACAUGGCCCGCCAUAUCUUUAAGCGGGACUAG